Messenger RNA from Trichoplax adhaerens, 642 nucleotides. RefSeq lists its product as uncharacterized. The record is from RefSeq and is a predicted model, not a curated record. Gene Ontology annotation, molecular function: structural constituent of ribosome; RNA binding. Gene Ontology annotation, cellular component: mitochondrial large ribosomal subunit; ribosome. Gene Ontology annotation, biological process: translation. NCBI's taxonomy places the organism in Eukaryota, Metazoa, Placozoa, Uniplacotomia, Trichoplacea, Trichoplacidae. The transcript has 8 exons. The coding region runs from base 1 to 642 and encodes 213 amino acids.
AUGGCUGUAGGCAUGGAGAAUUCUUCACCCAAGCUAUGGGCGAGCAUACAUCAUGCUAAAGCUCUUUCGAAAGUUGUAUAUCAGAAUUGUGCAAUAUUACUGUACAUGGUCAUCCAUCGUCAUAUCUUAGUAGUAGGUCAUAUAACUGCACCACUUAGAUAUAAGAUGAGUAAUGUCUUGGCUUCAAUGUCUCAUCGAUUUCUAUCAACGGCGCCACAGCCGGAAUCGAAAUUACCGCAGCGUGAGACGAAAAAAAGGUAUGCGGAUAUAAUAAAAAAUGUUAACGAAGAAAUAAAAAACCUACCGCAAACCUAUGCAGUCGUGUAUGUUGGUGGUCAUCAAUUCAAGAUAACAAGAAACGAUAUCAUAGUCAUAAAUCAAAUUAAAGCGGAAGUAGGAUCCGAUAUUAUUCUAGAAAAGGUGUUAGCAGCUGGCUCCAAGAAUUUUACUUUAAUUGGUAGGCCUCUAAUAAGUAAUAAAAUAGUCAAAGUCUCUGCUACGGUAGCAGAGCAUACUAAAACGCCUAAAAUAACUGUAUUUAAAAAGAAACGUAGAAAAAAUUACAAACGAACCAAAGGUCAUCGACAGAAUGUCACCGUUUUACGAAUUAACGACAUCGAGUUACGCUCAGAAUUAUCAUAA